AUGAGCAUCGCUCAGGCCUCGCCAGGGAGCACGUCGAGUCAGAUCAUCACGCCCCACUGGCAGCAGCAGUUGUUGAAGUGUGAUAUGAUUCGGGCAUCGCGGUCACCCCACCACCGCGCUCGUGCAAGUGCAAUGGCAUCGCGGACCGUCACUAAAUCAGCCAUCACCAUCACCAAUCCCAACAAACCUCCACCAUCAGAGCACAAUACGAAGGACAGCGAUGACUCGGCUACGCUAGUCAACGGUUCUUCUGCCGCACCCUCUCCAAAGGGCACUCCCGCGAAUGCCAACCAUCCCUCGUCCAUGGUCGGUCCCAUCGCAGAAGCGCCGCGACCAACCGCUGUGAAGCCACCAGAGAACACAUGGAGCUCGCUCGACAUGGGCGGCGUUCAGAUCAAGAAUAUCCCCUCCACGUCGGGCCUCUUCUCGUUCACCUUCCUCAUCAACCUCUACCUCAACCAUAACGCUCUUACCAACAUUCCUCCCGAAAUCUCCAAGCUCCGACAUCUAGAGCUACUCGAUCUUUCCGGGAACAACCUCAUGACCAUUCCCCCGGAGCUCGGAAUGUUGACGCAGCUGAAGGAGCUUUACCUGUUCGAUAACCAUCUCACAACCAUCCCGUACGGGCUCGGUACCCUUCACCAACUUCAAACAUUGGGUAUCGAAGGCAAUCCGAUGGAUGCGAACUACAAGGCGAUCGUUCAGAAGGAAGGCACUCCGGCGCUCAUCUCGUUCCUUCGAGACUCUGGGCCUGUAACACAGGGGCCUCCCCCGCGAGAAUGGCGCAACCUCGUCAGUCAAGCAGAACGUGAACUAUUCCAGUCGGAUCCUACAUGCGAGCAGUUCAGCGUGCUAUGUUACAACAUACUCUGCGAGAAGUACGCGACGGAACGGUUGUACGGUUACACGCCGUCGUGGGCGCUUGCGUGGGACUACCGGAAGGAGUUGAUUCUGACGGAGAUUGUCAAUUACGACGCCGACUUCAUCUGCCUCCAGGAAGUGGACACGGCGCAGUUCGAGGACUAUUUCACCAAGAAAUUAGCCGAUUCGGAUUAUGAGGGUAUAUUCUGGCCGAAGUCAAGAUACAAGACAAUGAGCGACGCUGAUCGGCGACUGGUGGAUGGGUGUGCUACUUUCUACAAGAAGUCCAAAUACCAGCUUGUCGAAAAGCACCUUAUCGAGUUCAACCAAGUCGCCAUGCAGCGUUCAGAUUUCAAGAAGACCGACGAUAUGUUCAACCGUGUCCUUAUUCGGGAUCACAUCGCUGUCAUCUGCUCGUUUGAGAACCGAGAAACAGGCACACGAUUCGUCGUGGCAAACGCCCAUCUGGAAUGGAAUCCUCAGUUCCGCGACGUGAAGCUCGUACAGGUCGCAUUGAUGAUGGAUGAAGUCGAGAAGAUCGCGAAUCACUUUGCAAAGUACCCUCCUCGGAUGCCCGUAACAUCACCUACCAAGUCGACUUUGUCGAGCCCACCGUCGCCGUACGAGGCUGAGCCGACACCUCGACCGGCCCCGUUGUAUUCAGAUGGCACCAAGAUCCCUCUCAUUGUCUGCGGUGAUUACAACUCCGUGCCCGACAGUGGUUUGUACGAAUUCCUGUCGAACGGUACCCUUCCGCCAGACCAUCCCGACUUCUUGUCACACUCGUACGGGAAGUAUACCUCGGAGGGCCUGCGUCAUCGUUUCGGGCUCAAGAGCGCGUUCGCUGGAAUCGGAGAGUUGUCCAUGACGAACUUUACGCCAACCUUCAAGGGCGCGAUCGAUUACAUCUGGUAUUCGACCCCGAAUCUCGCUGUGAACGCUGUGCUUGGCGACGUGGACAAGUCAUAUCUGGAGAAGGCUGUUGGGUUCCCUAAUGCGCACUUCCCAUCCGACCACGUCGCCAUCCUUGGAGAGUUCCGUGUCAAGCCACCGCGGGAAGCCCCAGCUCGUCCACCCCUUCCCGUUUUCCCGAGUUCGCACUAA
Molecule: messenger RNA, 1965 nt
Organism: Stereum hirsutum FP-91666 SS1
Lineage: Eukaryota; Fungi; Basidiomycota; Agaricomycetes; Russulales; Stereaceae
Exons: 4
Coding region: 1-1965 (654 amino acids)
Biological process (GO): nuclear-transcribed mRNA poly(A) tail shortening
Cellular component (GO): nucleus; cytoplasm; CCR4-NOT complex
Molecular function (GO): poly(A)-specific ribonuclease activity; protein binding
Source: RefSeq, a predicted model, not a curated record